Molecule: messenger RNA, 882 nt
Organism: Cantharellus anzutake
Lineage: Eukaryota; Fungi; Basidiomycota; Agaricomycetes; Cantharellales; Hydnaceae
Product: activator of Hsp90 ATPase
Exons: 8
Coding region: 1-882 (293 amino acids)
Biological process (GO): protein folding; positive regulation of ATP-dependent activity
Cellular component (GO): cytosol
Molecular function (GO): protein-folding chaperone binding; ATPase activator activity
Source: RefSeq, a predicted model, not a curated record
AUGUCGAUGUCAGCAACCACUGCGAAUUGGCAUUGGAAGUCCAAAGCUGUCACUCCAUGGGCUCGCAAUUGGUUUGAGACAGAACUACCAACCGUCAUUUUUACGACAUCGGACGGUGCGGUCACCGCCGGAAUCUCCAGCGUGAAAGAUGUGGAAGGUGAUGCAGAAUUAGGAAUGAGGAAGAGCAAGCUUAUUACGAUAUUCGAUGUCCGAUUGGAGUUAGCUUGGACUGCCACCCAUACCGACGGAUCGAAGAUAAGCGGAUCGUUAACUGUACCGGAAGUCUCUCAUGAGGUUAUCAUCGAUGGCUUAACAGACUAUACCUACGAUUGGUCGCUGGAUAAGUCGGAGGAGGCCAGUGGGAACACUCCCGAUGAAAAGUUGCUCUCGAUUGUCAAAACUCAGUUGCCCCCUCUACUUUCGCGCAAGUUCGAAGAAUUCCCGAAAGCUCUCGUAGACACUCAUGGAAAAGACAUUCUGUUUUCUUCAUCAACGCACCCCAAAGCUACCAAAGUCUUGAACAGCUCCACUGUCCGUGUUGAGGCUCAGUACAUGGUUAGCGGCCAAGACCUGUUCUCCUUUCUGACAGACGAAUCGAGGAUACCACAGUGGUCAAGAUCGCCUGCCAUUUCGAAAGCCAAGGAAGGCACUGAGUAUUCCCUCUUCGGAGGCGGUGUUGUAGGAAAAUACCUCAAAGUUGAUUCACCACGAAGCUUCACUCAGAGUUGGAGGUUAAGAGCUCCGUCAUGGCCCGAAGAUCAUGAGGGAACACUGAAAGUGACGUUGGACCAGCAAUCUGAUUCCACGAAAUUGGUGAUGGAACUCUCAGGCGUCCCGAAGGGCCAAGAAGAUGAGAUCGAGAGGAAUCUCUUGGGAUACUAG